This is a messenger RNA of Polychytrium aggregatum, 1066 nucleotides long. RefSeq names its product putative N6-adenine methyltransferase-domain-containing protein. Gene Ontology annotation, molecular function: protein-lysine N-methyltransferase activity; nucleic acid binding. Lineage: Eukaryota; Fungi; Chytridiomycota; Chytridiomycetes; Polychytriales. Bases 58 to 771 code for a protein of 237 amino acids. The record is from RefSeq and is a predicted model, not a curated record. Gene Ontology annotation, biological process: methylation. The transcript has 4 exons.
UCACUGCCUCGUUCGGCUCUGGUUCACUCCCACCACUCCUCUGUCGCUUCUGCCUCCAUGAGCAACUUUGACGACGACGAGCCCCUGACACUCUCUUCGGACGCCAUGUCGGCGCUGACGCAGUUCCUGUCUGAAAAGAAGGAGCAGGAGGCUGCCUUUGAGUGUCUGCGCGAGGCUGCCCAUCAGAGCGCUGACCAAAUGGCUGCUCAGGCCCGGAUCCUCGACAUGUCCGCCUUCAAAGAGGACUGGCAGCUCUCGCAGUUCUGGUACUCUGAAGAGACCGCCGCUGCGCUGGCAAAGGAGGCCAUCGAGCAGACAGACGAUGGCGCCUGGAUUGCCUGCGUGAGCUCGCCCACAGCCUUUGUUGCCCUCAAGAACAUCGACGUCGGCCAUCGCAAGAUUUUUGUUCUCGAGUACGACCAGCGCUUUGCCGUCUUCCAGUCCGAGUUUGUCUUUUUCGACUAUAACAACCCCACAGACCUGGACGAAAAGGCCGGCACCCGUCCGCUGAAGGGACGCUUCGAUUUCAUCAUCGCAGACCCACCGUUUCUCAGCGACGAGUGUUGGAGCAAAACCUCUGAGACCUGUCGGUGGCUGGCCAAGCCCGAGGGCUGCAAGUAUCUUGUCUGCACCGGUGCCGUGAUGCAGGCCCAGAUCCGCCGCGAGCUCGACUGCCAAAUCACGGACUUUGAGCCCAAGCACAAGGGCGGCCUUUCCAACGAGUUCCGGUCCUUCAUCAACUACGAAAGCACGCAGUUCAAGCAACUCUGAGCUCCAGCCAUAUCUCAUUUGCUACAGUCAACGGCGUUCAGGCUGGGGAUCACUUGUCCAUUCUCCUUGGACUGCACUUUGCCUCCAUUUAUCUCGACCUCUGCUCCAGGCUGCCUCAGCCCUCCGGAUCGUCGUACCUGAGCCCAGCCAGUCGCACUCACUUCCAUGCUCAAUACAAUCGCCAUCUCGAUGGUCUCUUCAGCGAAUCAGGCUCUCGCCUCGGGCUUGCUUGUUGGUCACGAAACGACUGUUUGAAUUCCUUACAGGCGAUCCAAUAUAAAACGGGACAUCCGGG